GGAAAAAGAUCCCCGGAGAAGCGCCGCACAGUCAGCGCCCACAACAAACAGGAAAAUGGUUGGAAUCUCUCUUUGACUGUUUCAGUGGACUCGCCAAACGUAGAGGCCACUAUCCCUCUCCCUCCCUCCAGCCUCACCUCACCCCACCCCCUCACCAGCCGCCAUGUCGUGCCGUGACAUCCACGCCACCAAUGCCUUCUCCUUUGUCAUCGCGCUGCUGUCGCUGGGUGGGCUGCUGGUUGCCACGGUGAUCCCGCAGUGGCGCACCACGCGUCUCAUCACCCACGACGCUAAUGCGCGCAACGUGACGGUCUACGACGGCCUUUGGACCAAGUGUGUGAAGCGCGAGGGAUCCACCGGCUGCUACUACUUCGACCCGGACUGGUGGGCCAAGGUGGACCAGUUGGAUCUGCGUCUGCUGCAGAUGUGCCUUCCCACCGGCGUGGCCCUGGCGACGCUGGCCCUCUUCCUGAUGCUGAUGGGCAUGUGCAAGACGGCCUGCUGCUCCAAGGAGCCCGAGGACAUCCGCGGCCGCUGCUGCCUGGUCAACAGCGUGGGCUGCCACCUGGUGGCCGGGAUGUUCCUCUUCCUGGGCGGCGGCGCGGCCAUGCCCCCCUCCGUCUGGUUCCUGUUCCACACGGAGGAGCUGAACCGGCGCUACGAGGGCGUGUUCGCGGUGGACUUUGCGGUGUACGUGGCCAUCGGGAGUGCGGGGGGCCUGCUGCUGGCUGCGCUGCUGCUGUUCAUGUGGUACUGCAUGUGCAAGAAGCUGCCCUCGCCCUUCUGGCUGCCCUUCCCCGAGCCGCCCGUCAUGCCCGGCAGCCUCUCCGCACAGCCGCUCACCGCCAACGCCGUGGGCAUGAUGCCGCCCUCGCCCGGCGCCUACGGCCCGCAGUUCAUGGAGGGCCCCCCAGGUAGCGUUGGAGGAUUUGUGGGCACCAUGGGGCCGUCUGGGUACCCGGCCAGCGUCACCAUGCAGCCGCUGCACUCCCAGAUGUACACGGCGGCCGCGCAGAUGGCGGGGCAGGACGGGGGGUACGGCUCGGAGGCAGGCGUGCCCCUGACGUACGGCUACGCUGCCUCGCAAGGUUACGCUGCUUCACAGGGUGGUUACGCCCAGUCGCAAGCGGGUUACGCUCCGUCGCAAGCGGGUUAUGCUCCGUCGCAAGCGGGCUACGGCCAAUCACAAACGGGCUACGCCCAGUCGCAAGCGGGCUACGCAGCGUCUCAGGCGGGCUACGCGCCGUCACAGCAAGGGUACGGUGGCGGCGGUGGUUCUCAGCGAUACGCUAGCCAUCGCUACUCCUCGCGGUCGCGGCACUCCGGCAUUGAGAUUGACAUUCCUGUCCUCACGGAGUGACACUGGUGACCGAUUCAAUGUGUCUCGUUGGAGUCCGUGAGUUUUUGUUUUUAUAUGUGUGUGUAUUUCUGUUUUUGUUUUGAACUCAUUUGAAGUUUUAUAUAUCUUUUAAGGAGGUGGCCUUGAUCGCUUUUGGUCUGGCGGUGCCAUGAAGGACUGUAGAGAAAAGCUUGUAGCAGAAAAUUGGCUUGGUGUAAUUGAAGGAAAAAUUUGAAGGGGGACAUUGUUACAUGGAGGGAUCUGCAGUCUUGGAAUUGUACGUACUCAAAUUUUAGACUCGAGUAUUGAAACACGCAACAAAAGAGGUUCAAAUGGACCUUGCACUGUU
Molecule: messenger RNA, 1688 nt
Organism: Engraulis encrasicolus (European anchovy)
Lineage: Eukaryota; Metazoa; Chordata; Actinopteri; Clupeiformes; Engraulidae
Gene: cldn12
Product: claudin 12
Exons: 3
Coding region: 164-1360 (398 amino acids)
Cellular component (GO): plasma membrane
Source: RefSeq, a predicted model, not a curated record